Molecule: messenger RNA, 762 nt
Organism: Fusarium vanettenii 77-13-4
Lineage: Eukaryota; Fungi; Ascomycota; Sordariomycetes; Hypocreales; Nectriaceae
Exons: 2
Coding region: 1-762 (253 amino acids)
Source: RefSeq, a predicted model, not a curated record
AUGUCCGAGGAAGCGCCUAACCCGCUGCCGUUCUCCGAAACCACCCACACUACGCUCGCCGCUGCCAUCGAGGCACGUCAACUCCUAGCCGACCAGCUACUUCCGGAGCUUGCGAGGCCAAUAACCUCGCUUUCUUAUAAUCCCUGGAUCGCAAAACGCAGGGAUGAUAAGCAAGAGUACGAGACAGAUUCCGAGGGGGGAUUCAUUCAUGAGUACAGCGUAGGAGCUAUUUAUCUCUUCACUGAACCCAUCCCCACUGGGUUGAAAAUGGUCACUCCGAAGCGUAUCAUCUUUCAGACCAGAGCAGCUGACCAAGGAUGGGCAACCUUUGGCGGAGAAGGUACCUUUGAAAACAGCCACACGUGGUUCGAGGCCAGCAUUCUACGUCCCAUUGAUACUGCCCACGACGGGGCACAUGUUCUCCCUGAAAGCAUUCUUCAGCAGACGUGGUGGGGUCCCGCCGGUGCAAGGAGUCAUUUAAAUAAGCUUGGGUGGGAUUUUGUCGAGGUGGAGGAUGGAGAACUCACAUGGACAGUCUGUUGCAACAUAACGGCAAGCAGUGAAUACCGAAACUACAGGGUCGAGUGGGAGUUGGAUGUUGAGCCAGAGAUUGAUGAUGAGGAUGCAGUUGGUGAUGGGUACGGGUUUCUCGAGCUGCUGGAACCUGGGUGCAUCGUUGCGCUUUGGGCGAGAGCUGAGCAAGCUCACUGGGUUAACAAAGUUGCUGCGGCAACGAUCGAGAUUGAGUAUGAUUUCUUGUAG